GUUUGGCGACCCCCGUGAAAUGGCUGUUCGACCCCAAAGGGGGUCCCAACCCACAGGUUGAGAACCACUGCUUUAGUUCAUAUGGGUCACUGGUGGGCUUGAGACAGUUUUGGUCUCUGACCCUUGUGAUGUUUUCUGAUACAUUGCUCCAAAUGCCACAAUCUCCUUUAACACCUGGAAAGAUUUUGGAUCCCAAAGCCUUCCUUCAUUUUUCCAGGUUCUAGAUUUCAGCAUAAGAACAGAUUACUCAUUGCCAAGAUACUUUAAUGUCUGAAUCCAAUAUGUCAAUAUUCCACACGUCUUUAAAACUAAAAUGCAGUUUUCUAAGUAGGAGCUCAUUUUUUCCCCAGCCCAUUGUCCUUCAGAGCUCCUGGUCUCUAUAACUCUUAAGCUCCAGCUAUAGGUUGUGCUAAAUGAAGAUUAUGAAAGAUAUAGUCCAUAGUAACUGGAAGAUAUCAGGUUGGAAUAGGUUGCUCAGGAGUAUUAAUGUGAUCAAUAUCUUAAUCACCAUCACAUAUCUUAUCUAGAAGCACUGGAAGGGAAAGAUUAUUAGUUGUAGCAAGCAGAACAACCACAGUAUUGAAUUGAAAAAGCACAGUUUUCAUUUAUGUGGACUUCAAUUGCAGGAGACUUUAUCAUCUGCUUUUACUAUGACUAUGAUAUCCUAGAAGAGGUUUUACAGCCUGAUGUGUCAGCAUGGACACCUGCAGUGAGGGAACAAAUAGAAGCCAACUGACAUGUAUGUUGUGUCAGAAAUUGUGCCUUCACAUACUUGUAUGCAGAUUCACAAGUAUGAAAGGGCAGAGCUUAUAUUGUGAUAUCCUGACACACAUUUCAUCAUCUUGGCAUCACUGCAGCUAGCUACAAACGCCUGUGUCUCAAAAACACGUGAUGUCAGAUUCUCUAGCUUAAAUUUGGCAGAAGCUAUCCAAAUAGUUGUCAUAUCAGACAACAUAAAAAUUAUAUUGUAUUUAGGAUUAAAUAAGCAUAAUCUUUAAGUUACAACACUCUCUGUCAACAUAAAGUGGAGACUUCUUAUACCUGGAGUUGUUUAAUUUUGGCAGUUCAUUUCCCUGCCUCUUCCACCAAUUAACAGACAUUCCAUCUUGAGUUUCUCAGUCUUAGAGGUUAGUGACUGAUGGCUGUUGACAUAGUAAUAGCAAUAGCACUUAAAUACUACUCCACCGUGCUUUACAGCACUCUCUGAGCAAUUUACAAAUGUCAGCAUAUUGUAAAAUCUGUGUCCUCAUUUUACUGACCUCAGAACGAUGGAAGGCUGAGUCAACCUUGAGCCGGUCAGAAUCGUACUCCUGGUUGUGGUCAGAGUUAGCCUGCAACACUGUAUUCUAACCACUGUGCCAUCACGGUUCCACCAAAUAAUCAACUUAUCGGUCCUAAGAAACCCUGUGUCUUAAUAUAACUUCUACAUAUAGCUGUGUAGUUUUAAGUGCAGUUCUUAGAGCUCCCCAGAUUGGCAUAAAAUUCUAUUUUCAUAUGAGGUAAGAAGAAAUAAAGUAUAUAGAAGUAAUCAAAAUUAUAAACUUGUUUUACAAUCAAAUUAUAUCAAAAUUAUUUUUUAAAAUUUUUAUUUACUUAUUGUUAUUUUUAAAUUUAUUUUUCUCCUGACUCUGUCCAUAUCUUUGUCUUUGACCUAACCUCCUGGCCAUGUGAGGACUUUAGGCCAAAAGACAUUCACACAUUUGCUCUAAAAUUUCAUUCCCCCAAAAUCUAGAACCUGCCAGAUUUGAGAAGAGUGCUUUGGAGAAGCUACAAUAUACUCUUCAAGAACAAAUGAUUUUUAUCAUCUAUCUUCAUACAGGUAAAGAUGGUGUAUUUUAUUCUCCUGUUCAAUAAAUAUACAUUUUUUUAUUCUGUACACAUUCACUAAAUAAUAUAUAAUUUAAAUAAAUAGUCAUAAAAAGCUUAAGCUCUUUGAAUUUUAUUUACCUCAAGACCCAUCCAGAACUAUAGGUCUUUUUCUAAACAUCCUCUUCCUCACUGUCUGAAUUGCUAAGAUUUAGCUUGUUUUUAAAGCUAUGAUUCUAAAAAUUCUGCCACACAUCAUCCAUGUGUAAAUAAAUAAUCUUUUCCCCCAUAUUAGAUCUCACGUAAUUUAGCCGGAUAUGGAAAAGACAGUGCGCCAAAGACUUAAAAAAACAAAACUUGGGUUUUUCAUACCACAAAUAUCACUCUUCCUACUAUAUUGACCCUAGACUCUGCACAUUCUCACUUUGAUGUACUUAAAAGGCAUUAUGAAGUUCACACCAUGAAAAAAAUAAAGUUUUUCAUCUGCUCUUGGUGGCAAACACUUAUGAAGAUUAGAGAAAAGUGUCUGGAUGCUUAACAAUGUGGUCCUAUAAAGUUGUAUUUAGAAGUAAUUUAGUUCAACUAUGUUCAGAGGGGCACAGUAAUGCAAUGUAAGGAAACACUUUUAAAGGGGGGGGUUAUUUUUUUUUUUUAGAAAUAGGUUUUGGGGAAUUCUGGAAGUUGCAGUGCUAGCAUUGCUAGUCAGAAGAUGCCCGUAAUGUAGGAAAUAAACAUGGAAAUACAUUAAUAAUUCAGGCUAAACAUAUGUUCAAGCAAGGUCAAGGAAACUUUUUUUUGUGUGAAGGGCUAUGUUCUCUACAGUACUGUGAAAUAUCCAAUAUUUGUGGGUAAUAAACCAGCUGCUCUUUCUUUCUGGAGGAGGUGGGAGGGAGGGAAUCCCUUCCACUAUAACCUCUAGGGGAUAUUCCAACACUUGGAAAGCUCUUCAUCUCUUCAUCCUAAAUGCAAAGUACAUAAAAUUUAACCACUGCAGCUGGAGCAAAGUAGUGAGAAAUUAAAUGACCCAAGGUUCUCCUCUAAAACCCACAACAAAACUGCAUGGAACUAAAUGUGCCAAUUGUAUCAUUUACAUACUUUAAAUAGCAAUUAUUGAGAUGGCCAGCUGGAGCUUUAUCACUAUACUGAAAUGCAAAUUGAAGGCAACAGAAUUUUCUCAAGGUCGCAAAACUAGAAAUGUUUCCCAAACAUAGUAAGAUUACAACUUUUAGCAUUCCCAACAAGCAUUGUUAAUGGGAAAUUUUGGGAGUGAAGCUAUUUUGUAGCUGAAAAGUGGUGGUGGUGGGGAGACUGAGCUCAGCUCAGCUCAUUUUGGUUUAUUUAUCAAGCUAUAAUUAAGUAAGCCAUGAAUGUAUUCAUUACCAACCUCUAUUACUGCAGUUUUCCUCUGAGCUCCGUUCCACAGAGGUUCUAUGAAGCAGUUAUGCACCUGGUUAUGACAUGUACAAUCACAUAAAUCUCUGAAUCCUGGGCAACUCUAGAUCUUAUGUGAAGUCACAAUAGAGCCUACUAAAGAAUGAAUGGCUCAGAUAAAUAGCAUUUAGAAAAACCUUAAUAGACAAACAAAACGUUCUGGGAUUUUACAUAGAUAACAGGACAACCCCAAAACCCUAACAAAAUGGGCAACUGAUGUUGACAACUGAACUCUUGCCACAGCUGCAGGUCCUCUAUUGAAUUGGCUUUGUUCUCUGCCAUACUAGUUUCUGCCUUGUAAAGAAUGUCUAAAUCCCAGAUAUAAAUUGACAUUAGAGCAUAUUCUAUGAUCUAACAAGAGUCACUGUGUUGAUGGAGAAGAAGAAUGGAGACUCUCUUUCAAUGUGUCUGGAACUUUUGGGGAUUGGAGUCGGCAUGAAUUUUGGACUGCUUUUCGUGUCUCUCUGUUACCUGCCACUCAUCAGCAGUGAGGGAGACCCCAUUCCUGAAGAAAUAUAUGAAUUACUGCGUGACAGCUCAGUGCAUUCCAUCAGAGAACUCCAGCAGGUCCUGCAGAUAGAAUCCGUAGAUGAAGAUACCUCUAGUUCAUACAUGAAUUUUACCCAAAUGCAUGUGGGUGAAAAUCGUGUUUCUUUGUCCCGUGGAAGACGAAGUUUAGCUGGAGCAGAACCUAUUGAACCAGCAGUAAUUGCUGAAUGCAAGACACGGUCUGAAGUCUUUGAAAUCUCCCGGAGCAUGGUGGAUUCAACAAAUGCCAAUUUUCUUGUGUGGCCACCCUGUGUGGAAGUGCAACGGUGCACAGGCUGUUGCAAUACCCGAGCAAUGCAAUGUCGUCCCACACAGGUUCGGGUGAGACAUAUCCAGGUAAACAAGAUUGAAGUUGCUGAAAAGAAGGCAGUCUUUAAUAAAGCAAUUGUAGCUUUAGAAGACCACCUGGCAUGUCGAUGUGAGCCAGUAUCACCCAGACUUCCCAGUCGGGAAAAUUCACGUGAGCACAGAGGUGAGCCCCCAGUAAGUGCUGUAACUUCUCUUCCAGCAAGAGCAAGAGCACACAGGUUCCCACCACAAAAGAGGAAGCAUCGAAAGUUCAAACAUGUACAUGAUAAAAAAACAUUGAAAGAAAUUUUCCCAGCAUAAAAAUGCUGGCAGGCAGAAGUACAAAUGUCAGGUUUAUUUAAUAUAUUUGCUGUAUAGCCCCCAUGGGGUUAUCAAAAGUUUCUCUCCGUCCAUCUGCCUCAAUGCCCUUUUGGACGGCCAACGGUGCUUCCCAAUUCUUCAUUCGCUGAAUGUUUUCUCACCAAAGUUUGCCAUUUAAGUUCAUAAUGGCAUUACAUCUGCCUCUUGAAGAAGAAAAAGGAGAGAGGAAAUAAAGAGCAAAACAACAGCAAUGGGAAUGGACAAGAUGCUUUUUGCUGCAACAAACACUAUCGAAAUAUUGCAAGACUUGUGGUUCUAAUGCAUUUUGGAAGUGGUGGGUUUGGGGAAAACGGGAAUAUAACAAAGUUAUUUUUCCUCCUUUUUUCUUCCCCAUCUUGGACUUAACUGGGCUCAGGUUGUUUACUGUGGCAGUGGGCAUGUCAAGAAAGUCAGUAUGGCAAACGGUGACAGCAGAUGCACUAAGGACUUUUACUGUCAUGUUUCCACUGAUAUGUUUAAUGUCUUCGUGUAUAUUUCAUUUUUCCUACCAUGCCUUGGGGAAUUGAAGCAAUCAAUACUAAAUUCCCAUUCCUAACACUUUCUGGAACCAGUUAUGUUGGGAGUCCAUCUUACCCACCCUCAUGCAAAGCUUCCUCAUGGGUCAAAGAAGUAAUUUCUGAAAGUCAUGUUAAGAAAGACUUGGCUCCUCCUGUCAAUUGAGUUUAGAGAUGUUUCUGUUAAUAAAUUUACAUUGGGAAAAGUAAUAGUUGUGACUCAUGGACAAACUGGGGCUUCUAGCACCCCUGAUGUGCUAUUUUUGCAACUGCUGCCUUUGUAGUUGCUAGAAUAAAGCACUGCUUUUUAGUAAGCAAGGCCACAGCAAUAUUUCAGCAUGUUGUUUUAAGAUUAGGCAGUAUACAGGCAAUCAGCAGCAGCAUCUCUCUAAAUGAUCUUAAAUGCCAGUUGAGGUAAAGAGGUCUCUAGUUAGGAUCACCUAAGAAAAUAGCAGCAGUUUCGACCAAUCAUUGAUAGGAUAUAGUUAUACAGCAUCAGCCAUCAUUUGUAUGUCAUUUUUUUCCCCUCUAGCAUAGUCAUUUAUGCCCAGAUGCAGUCUUACACAGGGGCAUCGGUGGAGUUGGGUAAGGGGUCAGAAGUAAAAAGAAGUAAAGAUGGCAGUUGCGUUUGCCAUCUUGAUCCCACCCCAUUCCUGGAUACCCCAAGUCUUACAGUACUAAUCUCAGGUUAAUAUCUUCCAAUCUUAUGAAAACCAAGCUGUGUAAAAUUUUAGAAAAGCCAUACAAUGCUGCACAAUGUAUUGAGUAUGUAUAAAAGUCAAGUGGUGCUGAAUACCAUUACACCAAGUGCUGCUGGCCCCAUCCCAGUCCAAUUAAUAACAUCUGAUGGAUAUGGCAGAUUUCUCUCUCCUUGGGACUCCAGCUUGGGAUUUGCUGUCUUUAAAAAUAUGAUAAAUAAGCUGUUUCCUGUCACUAAAUGCAAAAUUCACUGGAAGUCUUCUGUUGAGACAGUAGCCUUUGAAAAAAGUUUAAUUGCCUAUGGACCUUUACUGAGACAAUACUGAACAAAAAAAGGAAAGGAAUAUGUGAAUGUGUAACAUCCCCUUUCCAGUUACAUUUUAGCUCUGUUCAUUUACUGUGUUGUUAUAAAAGAGGAGAGACAAAACAAAAAUUGCUGAGGUUAUAGAUGGGUAGAGUUUGACCGAGGUUUGGGGCAUUUAAGGUCUAAUUCUAUAAUUUCUACACUAUUGCUUGCCUCAUGAUGGAAAAAUAUGUUUAAAUCUUAACUGAAAACAUUCUAGUUUUAUCCUCAGUGACUAAACACAUGAUAGAAUCCAGCAGUAAUACAAAUACCUUUAUUAAAAGAAUCUUAUCUAAAUACCUGAAACUAUGAAAAACUCUUGGUAAGGGGGCAUCAAGACAAGAAAUAAAGCCUUUUGCAAUCUUUAAAACAUGUUAAAUGAGCUAUGCAAACCUGGUUGGUUAGGGUUAACAGUUGUGUGCCACAAAAUUCCAGCUGAUCAUUAGAUGGCAGAACAGAGUUUCUGUAAUGACUAUAUUGUUGUCUAACCCAGAUUUUUGCACCUCAGGUGAUAAUUCUAAAUUCUUUUGGUAAGCCACAUUUGGAUUUGUUCCUAGCUCUGAACUAUUAGCCAUGGUUUACAGAUUACAGUGGCUGUGCAACAUGUUAAAGCCAAAUGCAACAACCCACCCAAUAAUGUAUGAUGUGCAAAUUGAACAACCUAUUUUACUCCAGUUGAGACAAAAGGAAAGAUGCCACAAUUGGGCAAACUAAGUAAUACAAACACAAACAUGGAACAACUAGGGUUCUAAUAGGAGAACAUUAUUUUCUGUCACGUACCCCUGCCUGAUGAAGGAUUCUCAAAAUGCACCUUUUCCUCAUUCCAUUUUCAGUCCAACUACCUAUGGAAACAAAAUGGAAAAUUAGUUGGAAUGCUUAUUUUACCUCCUCUUUCAGUUUUUAUUGUCCAAAGAUAAUGGGUGUCAAUAAUCUCCUCCUUUACUUUCAUUUGAGUAAUGCUACUGAUGUUCGGAUGCCCUAGAUCAGGGGUAUCACACUGCUAGCCCGCAGGCCGAUUGCAUCAUACGGAGGCCAUGCCUACCCCAGCUCCAGCAAUGCAAAAAAAAAAGUCACGAUGUGUCACGGCAUGGCACGUGAUGCGAUGAGUUUGACACCCGUGCCCUAGAUCAACUUUUAUGACACAUCUUGCUUCAGCCCAUUUUUUCUCAUAUGAAAACAUCCAUAGUCCUCUAACACCUGACAAGACUGAGAUUUGUGGUCAUUAAUUUGCAUUUAGCCAGAUUGUACUGGUUUAAAAAAAGCAUUAAUACUAUAGCUGUGGUCUCUCAAUAUAAUUCCAUGGCACCAAGAUGUAUGAAAAGUCUGCUCAAAACAGUUUGGAAAUAUGCAUCACCUGUCUACUCACUUUAUACUCAAUGGUUUAUUUCUGACAUUAAAAUACUUGCUAUUCAGUCCUAUUUCACUUUG
Crotalus tigris (Tiger rattlesnake) is the source of this 7419-nucleotide messenger RNA. RefSeq names its product platelet derived growth factor subunit B (gene PDGFB). Bases 3610 to 4395 code for a protein of 261 amino acids. Gene Ontology annotation, molecular function: growth factor activity; platelet-derived growth factor receptor binding. NCBI's taxonomy places the organism in Eukaryota, Metazoa, Chordata, Lepidosauria, Squamata, Viperidae. The record is from RefSeq and is a predicted model, not a curated record. The transcript is spliced from 8 exons. Gene Ontology annotation, cellular component: membrane. Gene Ontology annotation, biological process: positive regulation of phosphatidylinositol 3-kinase/protein kinase B signal transduction; positive regulation of protein autophosphorylation; positive regulation of cell population proliferation.